Molecule: messenger RNA, 2054 nt
Organism: Callorhinchus milii (elephant shark)
Lineage: Eukaryota; Metazoa; Chordata; Chondrichthyes; Chimaeriformes; Callorhinchidae
Gene: rgmd
Product: RGM domain family, member D
Exons: 5
Coding region: 356-1786 (476 amino acids)
Biological process (GO): BMP signaling pathway
Cellular component (GO): plasma membrane
Molecular function (GO): coreceptor activity
Source: RefSeq, a predicted model, not a curated record
AACCCAACAAAUCCAGGCAACAGAGGCAGCACAUCCCUGUCCCCUUCACUACGCAGUUUUUUCCCAAAGUCCUAAUGUCAUGGAAUAACUUCCAACGUGACACAUGUUCCUUGCUUAAUCACCGUCCCCUGUGCCCGAGGAUCAGGGAACGCUGCAAUUUGCUGCUCCCUCCAGAAAUCCCGGCUUCUUAAAAAGACAACUGCGGGGUCACUCAUUCUGUUAGAGCUGGCUUUCUCAGCGUCGGACUCACACACCCUGCCAUUCGCUCGCUAGCCCUAGUAGUCUCCAAAGAGACUUUCUACCUAUCCUCUGAGUGCUAACAGCACAACAACAGAUCGUUCCUUCUGUCCAGGAGAUGAGGAACAUGGUGAGACCCCAGCACAGCUCCCAGAGAGCAAACCUCCUCCACUUUGCUGAGCAGUCGACAAACUCAAUCGGCGCUGGAUGGAUUGGCAUGGGGAAAGGAGGAUUUUACCCUUUGGCUAAAAAGCUCUGGUCAUCUGCCUUGCUGAUCUUUUUCUCCAUGUGUCUGAGUUCAGUGCAUUGCCAACAGUGCAGGAUCGAGAGAUGUAACGCGGAAUUCGUGGCUGCCACAACUCCUAGGAACGGGUUGCAGGAGGACCUGGACGGAAUCGGUGGUGGAGGAGGAGGAGGUGGUGGAGGGGCUGAUUUCUGCAUCGCCCUGCGAUCUUACUACCAAUGUACCAAGAAGACAGCCAAGUCCUGCCGUGGAGACCUGGUGUAUCACUCUGCCGUGUUGGGCAUCAAUGAUCUCAUGGCCCAACAGAACUGCUCCAAAACAGGACCCACUGCCCCAGCCAAGCCCCCAGCUGGUACUGAGAAGAGCAGGGUGUCUGACUUCUGUAACUACGAGAGUAGGAUGAAGUUUGUGAGAGGUGGGAGUGGGCAACAACAACAACAACAACAACAGCAGCAGCAACAAGUCCCCAAGUUUGCCCACUGCGGGCUGUUUGGAGACCCCCAUCUCAGGACGUUUCGCAACGAGUUUCAGACGUGCAAAGUGGAAGGAGCCUGGCCCCUGAUCGACAGCAAUGUCCUCUCUGUCCAAGUCACCAACGUGCCUGUUGUGCAAGGGUCAAGCGCCACCGCCACCAGCAAGGUGACGAUCAUAUUCAAGAGUUUCCGCGGCUGCACGGAGCAGAAGGUGUACCAGGCGGUGACGGGCGACCUGCCCUCUGCCUUUGUGGACGGCACGAAGCACAGCGGCAAGCGGGACGGGGAGAGCAGCCUGCGGAUCCUGGAGAAGGCGGGGGGCUCCCAGGUGGAGAUUCAGGCCCGUUACAUCGGGACCACCGUCAUCGUGCGGCAGGUGGGCAAGUACCUGACCUUCGCCAUCCGCGUGCCCGAAGAGACCCUCAGCUCGGCCGACGAGAACUGGGCGCUGCAGCUGUGCGUGCACGGCUGCCCGCGGAGCGAGCUGAUCCGCGAGCACACCCUGCCCGGCCACCUCUCGACCCCCAGGCACCAGGGGGCGCUGCGGGCCUACACCGUGGAGACAGCCACGGCCAAGUGCAGAGAGACCCUGCAGGUCGAGGACGUCUACUUCCACUCCUGCGUCUUCGACCUGCUCACCACCGGGGACCCAGCCUUCUCCAUGGCCGCCCACGGGGCUUUAGAGGACCUCAAAGCGUUGCACCUGAACCUCCUGAAGCUGCAGAGCGCCCCCCAGACGGGCGAGGGCAAUGGAGGGCCCCCGUCCCAGCCCCGCAUCCAUCCCCUUUACGUGGCUCUCAUGAUCCUUUGCGCCACGCUCCUCAUGCAGUGAAUGUGUAUGUGUAUACCCGCAGAACCCAAAUUGUCUAUAUAAUAAUAUAUUGAGACGUGUACAUAUGUGUAAAGGUGCCUGUACAUAUAGUGUGUUGAGUGUUGCCAUUAGCAACGGUUGCGUGCGUGCGUGCGAGAGUGCAUGUGAGAGCGUGUUCCUGUGUACUCCUGUAAAGCAAAACACCCUUAAUUUUCGGGAUGUGGUAAUGAGGGGGGAGUCUGGUCUGUGACUUUCCCUUUUAUUAAAAAAAAAUGCCUCCUGCCAUAAA